AUGCCAGUCCCGCAAUGGACGAUCACAGACUUCACUUAUCGGGAGUCGUGGUGGAAGAAUCGUGCCAUCCUGAUACUAAAUAUCUGUUUGAUAUUACCCCUCUUAUCAUCGACCCUUAAUGGCUUUGACUCAUCCAUGAUGAAUAAUUUGCAAAUCUUGCCCGGUUGGCAAGAGUACUUCCAUAAACCGCACGGCAUGAAGUUAGGACUCAUCAACUCCGCACAUAGUAUUGGCAUCCUCAGCGGAACUCCAUUUUCUCCUUACGUGUCUGACCUAUUAGGACGGCGAGCAGCUAUGUUUAUCGGGGCAGCCGUCAUGCUAGCUGGCGUUCUCACCCAAGCCUCAUGUACGACCAUCCAAGUCUUCCUUGGCGCUCGUGUGCUUAUCGGCUUAGGGAUGGCUUUUUCUAUCAAUGCUGCUCCCUUACUCAUCAGCGAACUUAGCUAUCCAACGCAUGUGCGCAAAAUCAUCUCUGAGAUCCGGCGUCACACAUUUGAUCUUCUCACAUGUCUGUCAGCGGCUUGGAUCUGCCUAGGAAGUUAUGAUGGUUCGGGGACGUCAGCAUGGUCAUGGAGGGUCCCUUCAUUCGUUCAAGCAGCCAUUCCUAUCAUUCAGAUGUCGCUAAUAUGGUUUAUCCCAGAGAGUCCUCGGUUUCUAAUGGCCAAAGGCUUGGAAUCGCAAGCUGCCCGUGUUCUCGCUCGGUGCCAUGCAAACGGGGGAGACGAACGCAACCCUCUAGUAGCUUUUGAGUUGGCUCAAAUCCGACAUGCUUUGAACCUCGAACGAGAGUACGCCUCCGGCAAAUCCUACCUGAGGUGCUUCUCGACUCCCGGCAACAGACAGCGCAUGUUUACCAUUAUAUGGAUCGCAGUAUUCUCGCAGUGGAGCGGUAAUGGUCUGGUGUCGUAUUACUUCAACACAGUCUUGGAUAAAGUCGGGAUCACCCAGACUAGAACGAAAGCAGCCAUUAACGGCGGUUUGCAGAUUUUCAAUUUAGCUAGUGCGCUGGUGGGCGUGAUGGUGGUGGACAAACUAGGGAGAAGGAAGACUUUCUUGAUUUCAAACAUUGGCAUGCUGACGGCUUUCUCUAUGUGGACGGUCACGACCGCUCUUUUCAGUCAGUCCGGAAAUGUAGCAGCUGCGAGAGCUACCGUGCCGCUCAUUUUCAUAUACUUUUUCUUCUACGACUUGGCGUAUACUUCGAUGCUUGUGUUGUAUACGCUCGAGAUCCUGCCUUAUAAUAUCCGUGCUAAAGGGUUUGCAAUCAUGAACAUCGUUCUCUAUUCGACCAAUGCUUUCAACUCGCUCGUCAAUCCAGUGGCACUGGAAACCAUAGGAUGGAAAUACUACCUCUUUUACUGCGGAUGGCUUAUCUUGGAACUCCUAUUCGCGAUGGUGUAUAUCAUCGACACGAGAGCUCGCACUCUCGAAGAAACCGCCGCUUUGUUCGACGGAGUUAAAGUCCGUCGGGGUAUCAUGGAACGGACGGAUGAAACUGCCAUGAAUCUGCCUCCAUACCCCAGACUUCAGGACAGUCCUGAAGCAGGGCAGACCUGGAGGAGUUCUGCUUCGCCAUCGCAUUUCGAAGCUCAAACUGGAGAAUCUGUUGUUGGGUUUGCCCGAUAA
Suillus plorans is the source of this 1626-nucleotide messenger RNA. RefSeq names its product general substrate transporter. NCBI's taxonomy places the organism in Eukaryota, Fungi, Basidiomycota, Agaricomycetes, Boletales, Suillaceae. Gene Ontology annotation, cellular component: membrane. The record is from RefSeq and is a predicted model, not a curated record. Gene Ontology annotation, molecular function: carbohydrate:proton symporter activity. Gene Ontology annotation, biological process: carbohydrate transport; transmembrane transport. The transcript is spliced from 17 exons. The coding region runs from base 1 to 1626 and encodes 541 amino acids.